AACAGACUUUGGCUAUGGUUUUAUUCGUAAACAGACAUCGGACAUCGCGGUAGUGAUUUUGUGUAGCGCGCGCGCGUUUUCAGUAACUGCUACUAACAUUCACGCCCGCGUCGUUAUUGUCGUCAUAUUAGUCUUAGUAGUAGCAACCGUCGACAACCCGCCUUUCGGUUGAGCUUGGAAGUGUUCCUUCAAACAUUAGUUAUCCAUAAGGCAAUCCGUCGCGGUGUAUUCAGCAGCUGUGUACACUGCAUUGUAGCAAAACUGUCUGAGCGGUAGUGCAUCAAAGAAAGUCAAACUUUACUGGAGCAGUGUGACAAACAUCCUAAUGAUAGGGAUGAAACAAUUAACUGGAUUAAUCCUGUGCUUGGGAUUCGCUGCACUCUGUAGUGCCGCCAGCGUCCCACAAUGUCCGGAACCAUUCGGUGAACAAGCUUAUCUACAUCCCGACCAUUGUGAUCAAUUUUUCCUAUGCACAAAUGGAACACUAACACUUGAAACGUGUGAAAAUGGUCUGCUGUUUGAUGGCAAAGGUGCAGUCCACAACCAUUGCAACUACAACUGGGCCGUCGACUGUGGCAACCGCAAAUUCGUCACUGACCAAACGCCAAUCUCUACUCCAGGCUGUGAAUACCUGUUCGGAGUCUAUCCUGACAGCAACACAUGCUCGACUACCUAUAGUAAGUGUGCCUUCGGAGAACCACAUCCUGACCAUUGCGAACCAGGACUUGUAUACGAUCACCGAAUCCAUGGAUGCCAGUGGCCAGAUAAGAUGCUCGAAACAUGCAACCCAGAAGCCGUCAUUGGAUUCAAGUGCCCAUCUUCCAUUUCAUCUAACUCCAUCAACCACCGUUUUCUGCCGUAUCCCAGAUUUGCAGUGCCUGGAGAUUGCCACCGUUUGAUCACCUGCGUCGAUGGACACCCACGUUUGAUCACUUGUGGAGAUGGCAAGGUCUUCAACGAAGAAUCCCUAACCUGCGAAGAUCCGGAGGAUGCUCCAUAUGCUUGCCGUCACUAACAUUUUCUUGUGUUACUUCAUUUGCUCCUUCUUUCAAAAGUUCUUGAGAUAUUUAUUAAUGUUGUAAAAAGUAUAGUUGACUCUCUUUCUUUUCAUUUCUGCUAUUCUCUCAUACAAUCCCGUUCAAUUGUUUUCCAAGUCAAGAUAUGUAGACGUGUUACCACAGCGAAAGUUCCAUAGUUAUUCUAAAUGGAUGUAAAAUAUUUACUUGGAUUGAAAAAUAAAAGCAUAAAUUUUAAA
Ochlerotatus camptorhynchus is the source of this 1255-nucleotide messenger RNA. RefSeq names its product Peritrophin A (gene Peritrophin-A). The transcript has 2 exons. The coding region runs from base 326 to 1015 and encodes 229 amino acids. NCBI's taxonomy places the organism in Eukaryota, Metazoa, Arthropoda, Insecta, Diptera, Culicidae. Gene Ontology annotation, cellular component: extracellular region. The record is from RefSeq and is a predicted model, not a curated record. Gene Ontology annotation, molecular function: chitin binding.